UCAACGUUACUGAGUGAGUGAGUGAGUGUGGAAGUGGAAGAGUGUGUAUGAGAGUCGCGCAGAGAGUCAGCGCAGUGGAGGAAAAGUUCGCUGGACGAGUGUCAAACUCGACUCCGUGUCUGUCGGAUGAUAACCGGCCUGGAGCCCUCGUGUGUGGGGCCCUGCGAGUGGAUUACACUGCUCUACUGCAGAUGCAUGUUGGGAGCGAUCAAAACACUAGAACACACAUCGGCACAUCUGGCCAUGUACUGUACGCCGCGACUGUGAACGCGCUAUCAAGGAAAUUCCUCGGCCCUCCACCGUCACCUCCGUGGGUUCUCUAUCGGCAGCUGCAGCAAAACAAUGGAUGCAACGGAACAAGGGGGAUUCCUGGGAGACGCGAUGACCACUGAGAAAAAUCAGACACAUUUGGGAAGUGUAGUGUUUCCUCAGAGAUCUUCUCCAUCCAAUGGAAGCAGACCCUGCAAACAUGCCAGACAUGCAAAUGGAAACCAGGAAGUACGACGGUACUCUGACCAGUCGUUGCGGUCAGGACAGAGGAGCAGCCCUUUCCCACUCUUACACAGGAAGCUGUCAAGUGACAGUGGGAGAGGGACAGUUUUGGACGAGGAACGCGUCUGUUUGGUUUGCAACUUAGAACUAUUACGUACUGAGAGGAAACCUCAUCCAGAGCUGUCUGCCGGCAAGAGGAUUGAAUCAAUAACCAACACAGUUGCUGCAAUACCUGGGAAAAGUUCAGGGGUGUCUCAAUGCCAGCUGGACACAACUGGAGAAGGUGGGGAUGCUGGCAGAAACAGAACUGGCGGCACUUGCUGCUCCUGCACAGUGUCAAGCCUUGACAUGAGUCCAAACACGUCGCCCAGUCCAAGCUCCCACUCCAGCCCUGUUCAAAGUCCUCAGCUCAGCUCCAGGCCCUUAAGACCAGAGCAGCGACACAUCCGCCGCAGAAGCCUCCCUGUGUCCAUGCAGGCUUUCCAAAAGAUGUCACCAUGCCUCUUGUCGCAGUGCAGUCCAUCCAGUGAACCAAGCUCUUUGGUGUCCUCUCCCUGUUGUUCCCCCCAAACCAACCGCAAACACCAGAACGGACGCCUCAGCCGGCACCAUCAAAAAGACGGUUACUCCAGUUUGGAGAGGCUCAACAGGAAGCCCAGGGUUAAAAAGGGUUCACUGGAGAAACUCUUCGUACGACGGGAAUCCCUUGAAACCGUGGCGAGCACCUUGGGUCAUGGUGGGAGGUCACACUCAGGAGGGACCAGGCUUAGCAGCGGGGACAGCAGCAGUGAUGACUGCCCCUUGGACAACACAGAUUUUGUUAGGAACCGCAAAGAGCGCUCCACUGUCCUGGUGAGGCGCUUCUUCAGGAACAAUCAGAAGGUGACCAAAUCGGUGUGUACUGGAACCCGAGCGAUUGUCAGGACGCUGCCUUCAGGAUGCAUUUCAGAACACGUGUGGGAGAAGGUCAUUUACCGCAGGAUAUGGAAACCUACUAAGGAGGAUAUGUGGCCAAUUUUAACGCGCGGUAUGGGAGAAGACUUCAGAAUCUGCAGGGGGAUGCUGCGCUUUGUUCGGGUUAAGCCAGAACAGGUUACCAGCUGUGUGCAGGAGAGAGAGGACAUCAACCUGAUUCAUCCUGCCAAGAAGCUCCUGCUGGCUCUUCAUGGAUGUGUGUGUCUCAGGGCGUCUCACUGGCUGGUACACGCCGUCAGCGACAGUCCAGCAUCAGCAACACCUGAUCUGAACUCCUGCCUUAAUCCUUCUCAGCCACUGAGGUUGUACCGAUCUUGUGGCCAGAGGACGUCAGUGUGUUCCCUGCUGACCGGAGCCCUGCAAGAGGCCACGGCCGCUCUUGGAGCCCGCUGCCCUCUGCCUUACGUGCUGCCUCAGUGUCCCAACAACCACGGCGUGCUGAAAGAGCGUCAGCUGGCCAACAGUAUGACCAGCAGCAGCUCCCUUCCUCCAAGUGUCAGUGGGAUCAGUAAGGAGCUGGCAGAGCUGCGGCACCUCAUACAGUUCCCUGAGGAAAUUGCUUGUAUCCUCACAGAGCAAGAGCAGCAGCUCUACCAACGGGUCUUUCCCUUGGAUUACCUCUGUUUCCUCACUCGAGACCUGGGCAGUCCUGACUGUCAAAACAAACGCCACCCAAACCUGAAGUGUUCGCUGUCUGCACCUAACAUGCCUACCCAGAAUGCUCAGCGGAGUAAUGCAGUAGAGGACCUGGUGGCGCGCUUUAAUGAGGUGAGGAAUCUGCUUUUACUGUCUCGUAAGGUGCUGAAGAUGUGGCAGUUUAUGGACCAGUCAGACAUCGACACCAUGAGAAGCCUAAAGGAUGCCAUGGCUCAGCACGAGUCUUCGUCUGAAUACAAGAAACUCGUGACCAGAGCUCUGAACAUCCCAGGAUGCAAGGUGGUGCCAUUCUGUGGAGUUUUCCUUAAGGAACUGAGUGAAGCCUUAGACGGAACAGCAAGCAUCAUCAGCCUUAAACCAUCUCCGGACAGCACAGAGGGCUCUAUUGAGUUUGUGUCCGACUACAGUGGCCAGCACAACUUUAUGUCGCGGUCGGGUCCAAAUGGCCUUCACGUUCCAGAGAAGGAAGCCACGGUCAACAGCAUCCUGCAGAUCAUCAGAUCCUGCAAUCGUAGUUUGGAAACGGAAGAUCCUGACGAGGCCUCCACCAGUCCCUCCUCCAUUGGACCGUCACCUGCACUGAGGAGCAACUCUCUCAGGGAUCGUUGCCACAAUCAGUUCAUGGUCGGGGACUUGUCCGAUUCAGACGGUGACUUGUCGUGCGAGACAGCCAUGAAGGACGUCGAGUUUCAGGGCACUGAGGAGACGCACCAGGCUUUCAGCCACGGCACUGAGCUCAUCCCCUGGUAUGUGUUGUCGCUACAACCGAACAUCCACCAGUUUCUGCUGCAGGGCGCCACAGUCAUCCACUACGACCAGGACAGCCACCUCACAGCUCGCUGUCUGCUGCGACUCCAGCCUGACAACACAACACUUACCUGGGGUAAGCCUCAGAGUGGAGGAGCUUCCCCCUCAGAUCAACCACUGGGAUUAGGACAGACCGUAGUGGCAGGAUUAGCAGAGGGACUGCUGGACCUGGGAGUGCUGAAGGCCGUGUUUCUGGGUCACCAGGGAGUGGACGUCCAUGCCGUGUGUUUGCAGAACAAGCUGAGCCAGAUGACGGUGGAGGAGAAUGGCCUCAGCCUCCUCUACGGUCUCAGCACCACUGACAACAGGCUUCUGCACUUCGUGGCCCCCAAGCACACGGCACAGAUGCUUCAUAAGGGCCUGUUAGAGUUGGUGAAUGCAACCAGGAAACUGAAGAAGUUUCCCGACCAGAGGCUGCAGUGGCUGAGGAGGCAGUACGUCAGUCUGUACCAGGAGGACUGCAGGUAUGAGGGCCCCACACUGGCCCAGGCCAUCGAGUUGUUUGGUGGCCGCAGAUGGAGCAUGAGCACAAGUGGGAUGGAGAAAGCCGGUGCCCAGAAAAACAGCCCGCUGAGCAACGAUAAGGCCAAGAAGAAGAAGAAAGUCCUCGUCAGGGGAGACAGUGGAGAUGCCACAGAUGAUGAGAUGGUUUCCAGAAAAACACGGAGCUGCAAGGACGGACUGUAUCGGAACGGACCCGAGUCGGACAGCAUCGACCAAGAAGAUCCAGAUGACAACUUCCCAGGACCAUUCUCGCUCUCAUCCAAUAAGAGCCCUGGAUUGCUUGCCUCUUCGUCCUCAUCUUCUUCUUCCUCCAGCAUGGCAGGGUCCAGUCAGUCCCGCCCACAAUCCUCUCCAAUCCUUUCCGGAACCGCUAAGUCACAGCCAGGGGCGUGGAGCAGCAGGUCGUGGCACGGCCGAGGUAAAGGCUGUUUCAGAGGCUUCCAGAACCUCAUGAUUUCUGACAGCACCAUGAGCUUCAUCGAGUUCGUUGAGCUCUUCAAGUCGUUCAGCAUUCGCAGCAGGAAGGACCUGAAGGAGCUGUUUGACACCUUUGCUGUCCCCUGCAGUCGAUCAAGUUCAGAGUCGGCACCUCUCUACACCAACCUCCGAAUAGACGACAGGGACACGGGGCUGCAGCCAGACCUCGACUUGCUCACCCGCAACGGUUCUGAUCCCGGCCUGUUGAUUCGGACGAGGCAGCAGAUGUCCGACAACCAGAAGCAGAUCUCGGAUGCCAUCGCGGCGGCCAGCAUCGUCACCAACGGCACGGGAGUGGAGAAUGUGUCACUCGGUGUCUUGGGACUGGCUCUCCCCCAGCUCAAUGACUUCUUAGUCAACUGUCAGAGAGAGCACCUGAGCUAUGAUGAGAUCCUCAGCAUUAUACAGAAAUUUGAGCCCUCAUCAAGCAUGAGACAAAUGGGCUGGAUGUCAUUUGAAGGUUUUGCAAGAUACUUGAUGGACAAAGAUAACUUUGCCUCUCGUGAUGAGGAGUCCCAGGUGGACGAGGAAGAGCUGCACUAUCCUCUCUCCUACUAUUACAUCGAGUCUUCACACAACACGUAUCUGACCGGACACCAACUCAAAGGAGAGUCCUCUGUCGAGCUUUACAGUCAGGUGCUGCUGCAAGGCUGUAGGAGUGUUGAGUUGGACUGCUGGGAUGGAGAUGAUGGGAUGCCUGUUAUUUACCAUGGACACACGCUCACCACAAAAAUCCCCUUCAAGGAUGUGGUGGAAGCAAUAAACCGGGCUGCGUUCGUCAAUUCUGACAUGCCAGUCAUCCUGUCCAUAGAGAACCACUGCUCCCUGCCACAGCAGCGCAAAAUGGCCGAGAUAUUCAAGACUGUGUGUGGCGAACGCCUUGUGACACGCUUCCUCUUCGAAGGUGACUUCAGCGACGACCCUCACCUGCCGUCGCCGCUGCAGCUGCGUGGGAGGAUCCUCCUCAAGAACAAGAAGCUCAAAGCCCACCAGGCACCAGUGGACAUUCUCAAACAGAAGGCCCACCAGCUGGCUCACAUGCAGGCCCAGGCCAGCAAUGGAUCGCCGGGGGUCACUUCACCUGGCAACCACACAAAUGAGGAAGAGGAGGAGGAUGAAGACGAGUACGACUAUGACUAUGAGUCUCUAUCAGAUGCUGAUGUCCUCACAGCCUCUACCGCCUCUUAUGGCCUGGAAGAUAACAUACUGGAUGACAAGCCAGAGGGGAAGAGCUCGGCAGACAAAGAAGAGCAGCCUGUCGACGAAAUCCCGAAGAGAAUGAAGAAGGGUGACAACACCACACAGAGCAAAGGAAAGGUGUUCGACAUGGAGCUCGGCGAGGAGUUUUACCUCCCCCAGAACAAGAAAGAGAGUCGACAGAUUGCCCAGGAGCUGUCGGACCUUGUCAUCUACUGCCAGGCUGUGAAAUUCCCUGGCCUGUCCACGCUGUCUCCAUCAGGCUCUGGCAGAGGGAAGGAUCGCGGGAAGAGCAGGAAGUCCAUAUUUGGCACGGCUCCCACCCGCUGCAGCACAACGGGGGAGAUCACAACUCUGAGCCGCACGCCUGGGAAAGGUGGCGCAGAGCGGCUGAGUUGGGAGGAGCAGCAGACGUCCCCCGUCCUCAACCCGCCCACCUCUCUCAGCGCCAUCAUCCGCACGCCCAAGUGCUACCACAUCUCCUCCGUGAACGAGAACGCCGCCAAGCGCCUGUGCCGGCGCUACUCACAGAAGCUGAUCCAGCACACUGCGUGCCAGCUGCUCAGGACUUACCCAGCAGCCACCAGGAUCGACUCAACGAACCCAAACCCUCUGCUCUUCUGGCUGCACGGGAUUCAGCUGGUGGCGCUCAACUACCAAACCGAUGAUCUGCCGAUGCAGUUGAACACAGCUUUGUUCGAGGCCAACGGCGGCUGUGGCUACGUCCUAAAGCCAGCUGUUCUGUGGGACCGUGGCUGUCCACUUUAUCAGCAGUUCUGCCCAAUGGAGAGGGACGUGGAGAAGAUGAGCCCGGCCGUCUACUCCCUCACUAUCGUCUCCGGUCAGAAUGUGUGUCCCACUAACAGCACUGGCAGCCCCUGCAUUGAGGUGGAUGUUCUGGGCAUGCCAGUCGACAGCUGCCACUUCCGCACCAAGCCCAUCCACCGCAACACCCUCAACCCCAUGUGGAGUGAGCACUUUCAGUUCAGCGUGCACUUUGAGGACAUGUGCUUCUUGCGCUUUGCCGUGGUGGAGAACAACAGUUCCCAGACGACUGCUCAGAGGACUCUGCCCCUGAAAGCCCUCAAAGCAGGUUACAGACAUGUCCAGUUAAGGACGCAGCAUAAUGAGUCACUUGAAGUGUCCAGCUUAUUCAUCUGCAGCCGCAGAACAGAGGAAGGUCCUGCGGGGGGCGCCACUCCCUCUUCCUUGCUGUUCAGUGCAGAGGAGAAACACGCCGCCCAGCAGCACCGGGUGACGGUGCAUGGAGCUCCUGGUCCUGAACCCUUCGUGGUGUUCUGUGUUACUGAGCAGACCACUGCCAAGCAGCUGCUGGACACGGUUGUGGCAUCCACGGGAAACGCAGCGGACCACUUCCUGUGCGAGGAGAGGGUUCCUCUGCUGAAGGAGCGCAGCGAGGUAAAGCGAUGUGCGCAGCAGCGACCACUAGCGCCCGAGGAGGAGGUGGUGAGACUGGUCUCCAGCUGGAACAGCGAUGAGGGAUACGUCGGGAGGAUUCUCCUCAAAACAAGAGAGGAGAACCUGAAUGAGAAGAACACAGCGGUGGACAGAGAGGAGGAGGUGACUGUGGGAAGCAGAGAAGGAGCAGGUGGAGGAGGAGGAGGAGGAGGAGGAGGAGAAGAUGACAUGUUCUUUGUUCAGGUUCAUGAAGUUUCACCAGAGCAGCCUCACACUGUGAUCAAGGCCCCGCGCUACAGCACUGCUCAGGACAUCAUUCAGCAGAGUCUGUCAAAAGCCAAGUAUUCCUACAGUAUCCUCUCAAACCCCAAUCCGUGCGACUACGUCCUGAUGGAGGAAGUGACCAAGGAGACGGGCUCGAAGAAAUCCUCCGCCGCCAAGCCUCUGCAGCGCGUGCUGCUGGAUCACGAGUGCGUCUACCAGGCGCAGAGUCGCUGGCGCGGCGCCGGACGGUUCAUUCUUAAACUCAAAGAGCAGGUUGUGCGGGAGGACAAAAAGAAGGUAAUGUCCUUCGCCAGCGAGCUCAAGAAGCUGACCAGUCGCAGUCGCAGCAUGACCACUGGCAGCGGAGUGGACGGUCCUGCCCAGAGGUAUCUGUCUGCGGCCGCAGGCCUGAGGGCGUGGGUGGCAGAGGGCAGGGUGGGGGCAGGGAGGUUCCUACAGUCUGCUUCCUCCUCUUCCUUUAGGGGGCAACUCCAACCUGUCCAUCUGUCCACCUCGUCUCUGACCCCGCUCGUCUGGAAGCUCCACCUCCUCAGGAACUGGAAGAUCCACAAAUGAAUUUCCGGGAAGGAGAUGAAGGACAGAGAGACUUGUGCUGACUACUUCUACACGUGACGACGUUCUCCUUCAGCAGGAGAGGUUUCAUUUAGGCUCUGACACACUGAAGAAUAUCUCCUCCAUGCCCUGAGGGAGUCUGACGCUGCCUUGUGUUAGUGGAGCAGGUGGAGGACAGAGUUCAGGUGGCGCUCUGCCUGGUCGAGUGAUGGGAAUCCCGCCCAGCGUCACUCUAGAUGGCGUCAGUGACGGUUGGUUGUU
Messenger RNA from Solea solea (common sole), 7626 nucleotides. RefSeq names its product phospholipase C, epsilon 1 (gene plce1). Gene Ontology annotation, molecular function: guanyl-nucleotide exchange factor activity; phosphatidylinositol-4,5-bisphosphate phospholipase C activity. Bases 343 to 7368 code for a protein of 2341 amino acids. The transcript has 44 exons. The record is from RefSeq and is a predicted model, not a curated record. Gene Ontology annotation, biological process: small GTPase-mediated signal transduction; phosphatidylinositol-mediated signaling; lipid metabolic process. Lineage: Eukaryota; Metazoa; Chordata; Actinopteri; Pleuronectiformes; Soleidae.